GGAACCCCUGGGGCGGGGCGCAGUGCCGGAGAGGCGGUCCGCUGGGGAGCGCUUCCGGGUACAGUAGCGUCGGCACCAUGAGGGUGACUCCGCGCGUGCUGUGCAGCGCUGCCCGCGCCGCCUGGCGGGAGAGCUUUCCCCUGAGCGGGCGCGACGUGGCUCGCUGGUUCCCGGGCCACAUGGCCAAGGGGCUGAAGAAGAUGCAGAACAACCUGAAGUGGGUAGACUGUGUUGUUGAGGUCCAUGAUGCCCGAAUCCCACUUUCAGGACGCAACCCUCUGUUUCAGGAAACCCUUGGGAUUAAGCCUCACCUGCUGGUCCUCAACAAAAUGGACUUGGCGGAUCUUACAGAGAAGCAGAAAAUUAUGCAGCACUUAGAAGGAGAAGGCCUAAAAAACGUCAUUUUCACUAACUGUGUAAAGGAUGAAAACGUCAAGCAGGUCAUCCCCAUGGUCACUGAGCUGAUUGGGAGCAGCUGCCGCUACCAGCGAGGAGAGAACCUGGACUACUGCAUCAUGGUGAUCGGGGUCCCCAACGUGGGCAAGUCCUCCCUUAUCAACUCCCUCAGGAGACAGCACCUCAGGAAAGGAAAAGCUACGAGGGUGGGUGGUGAGCCUGGGAUCACCAGAGCCGUGAUGUCCAGAAUUCAGGUCUGUGAACGGCCACUCAUGUUCCUAUUGGACACUCCUGGUGUGCUGUCUCCUCGGAUCGAAAGCGUGGAGACAGGUCUGAAGCUGGCCCUGUGUGGGACAGUGCUGGACCACCUAGUUGGGGAGGAGACCAUGGCCGACUACCUGCUGUAUACACUCAAUAGGCACCGGCUCUUCAGGUAUGUGCAACACUACGGCCUGGGUGGUGCUUGUGACGACAUAGAGCAUAUGCUAAAGAGCGUGGCUGUGAAGCUGCGAAAGACGCAGAAGGUGAAGGUGCUCACGGGCACAGGUGAUGUGAACAUCAUUCAGCCCAACUAUCCUGCGGCAGCCCGAGACUUCCUCCAGACUUUCCGUAGGGGCCAGUUGGGCCCGGUGAUGCUGGACCUUGAUGUCUUGCAGGGCCACCCCCCUGCUGAGGCAGACCCUUGAUCUGGUGCUGGAGGUGAGGGCACCAGAGGCGUGUGGCCUCCAGACCUUCCCCGGCCUGGGUGUCUGAGGCUCAGGACAGCCCACCCUUUUCUAGAAGCUCCAUGCCAGCCACAUGACUCAGGCCUCUCCUCCCAGAAGGGAUGCUGCACUCCUAGCCCUAUCUUGGCCUGGCUGGCCUGCAUCCUGGGCCCCUGUCACAUAUCUGAGCAGCCUGCAUGUCUGGCCAGCAAGGACGUUCCCACUCUGUGUGAGGUUCGUGCUAUUUUAGAAGGAGGUGUGGUUGUGGUCUCUAAUUGUUACUCUGAAUCAGAAGGCUUGUCUUUGGCUCAUGAACUGUAUAGCUCUUGUGCCGGGGCCCACGUGUUGAAGCCCCUCUCACCUGUGGAAUGCAGGAAAUGGGCAGGUUGGACCGGCGACCUGCAGCCCUACAGCAAGGAAGCACCUUGUUGCCAGCAGAGGGUUUAUUUCACAACACUGGGAUGUGCUCACAGACAGGACAAGAGGUUCUGAAUAGCAAAACCCAGGACUGGCCUCUCCCCUCAGUGCUCUAGCAGCCUGGUCCUAGGGGAGCUUUUGCUCAGCAUUGCUGCAUACAGGCUGGGGGUUUUCUGGUGUGGGCAGUGGGGCCCCUAGGCCUCUGAGCACCUUCUAGCAGGAGAGUGGGACUCUGCUUCAGUGGUUCAGGGAUGGUGUGGGGCCCUUGCUGGCCCCUCUGGAUGUGCACCCUGCUCUUGGUAACUGAAAUGACCCCCCAGCACCAUCUGCUUCCUGCUGAAACCUGACUGCCUGGGCAGGAUGUGCUCAGGUUCACAGCUGUGUCAAAUGCUAAUGUCAAGUGCUGAAUAAACUGGCAUUGAAGGGUGUGAUGUCCAAUGUCUAGAACAUCACCUAGACACACUCCAUAUGGGCUCCCUGCGUUGUGCUGUGUGAGGGCCUGGGUGGACGUCUCGGAAGCUGAAGGGGCUUUGGUGAGUUUCCCUGUCUGUGGGGACACUCAAGACUCUUUUGCCUCCUUGAUGAAAAUGGCAGAACUCCUGUCUCUGAGGACCUGGGCAUGGUUUGUCCUGGCUUGCUGGUCUUUGGUGGCAUCAAACUUGGUCUGCAAGAGAUAGAGGAACAUCUGGCCCAGAGGACGGUGGCAGUGUGGACCUCGAGAGGCUGCAAGGGAGCUGCCUCCUGCAGCUCAGUACCCCAAUGUUUGGAAGAAAGUGCUGGUCCAGGGUCCCCCCAUAGCAUCUAGACAUUCCCCUGGUAGAGCCAUCCGUUGGCCAGCCAGGAAGAGCUGGGUCUGGCAGGCCCUGGGUGAUGUGGUCUCAAAAGUGGUGUCCAGAGCUGAGUCUAUAGGCUCAGAGUUCCCAGGGUGAGGCAGCCAAGGCUGCAGGGUGCUGGGUUCCUGGGAAAACCCAUCCUACCUGGGGAUGGGUGAUUAAAGAGCUGGAGAACAUGGCAAUGAGUGGAGACCCUGCAGUGCAGAGCUCAAAGGAGUGAACCAGGUUGGCAGGUAUCAGAGCAGCAAAGGGUCAGUCUUAGGCACAGAGAAAGGCACAGACAAAAGUCCUUGUCAAGACUAGCCCAGUGCUUCCUGAAGCCACUCUGGGCAUCUGCCCUGUCCUUAGAAUGUCCUUGCAGGGUGAGGGCUCAGCCUGCUCCUGCCUAGGUUUCCUACUGUACCUGCUGGUGCUGGGACCCAUUGCUGUAGUCACCCUUCUUCCAAGGAUCUGCUGGUGGCCAUAAUCAGUCAGGGGUCUCAGCUGAACUCCUGGCCUCUGCCAAGCUGCCAUUCACACUAUGCUGUUGCCUAAGCCCCUUGCUGGGCUUGUCCACUGCUUCUGAGGAAGGGUUGCUGCUGGGGGACUGGGGCUCUUCGUGGUACUGGCAGUUGCCAUACCUAGAUGUAGGUGAGAACUGUGUGGUCCCCAUGUGAACCUUAAGUUCAAAAAAAAAUGGAAAGUCCCGGAAUGUGGGUUUUUUCUUCCCCUAAACAUGUCCAAGACACAUUUCAAGUGGUUGGAAGAUUCUCCAAGGGAGAGGGGCAGGGCCCCUGGCAGUGGAUCUCCAGUGAGUCUGUCCAGAAGAUGGGGUGCAGCCUGGUGUGGGUGAAUCCAGCAAGUGGCAAGCCUGCAGCCUCUGUGGGCAGGCAUGUUUGGGAGCCCCGAUGGGCCUUGCUAGGUUGGAUAGUUUUCCUGCUUGGGGUGUUCCUGGGCUGUGAAGUCCACAAUCUGCUCUCUGGGAAGGAGGAUAGCACCAGACAUCUGCACUACCACCUGGGCGGAUGUUCUCUGCCCUCCCUUGCCUGAAAUCCUGAAUUCCUUCCGUCCAUUCCAUCUGCUUUUGUGGCAGUCAGCCCAGCCUAGGGUAGCCUCUAGUGGCCCUUGGGCAGCACCAGGGAAGCAGGAGUGGCCCGAGCCUAGUCUUGGUACUGCCGUUUGGGCAGCUCUGCAGAAUGGAGGGCAACUGGCUAGCUGGUGCAAGAACUACUGGAUGCUUGUCCUGGCAGGGAGACUCUGACAGCCUGGAGCCUGGGCACUGGUCUCUGGUGGGUGUGAGUUUGGAGAUGGGCUUGGGUGGGUUGGGGGAUAGGGGUUCCACGGGCAGGAGAGGCUGCAGCUCU
Messenger RNA from Nycticebus coucang (slow loris), 3693 nucleotides. It is a transcript of the gene MTG1, whose product is annotated as mitochondrial ribosome associated GTPase 1. Gene Ontology annotation, cellular component: mitochondrion. The record is from RefSeq and is a predicted model, not a curated record. NCBI's taxonomy places the organism in Eukaryota, Metazoa, Chordata, Mammalia, Primates, Lorisidae. The transcript has 11 exons. The coding region runs from base 78 to 1082 and encodes 334 amino acids. Gene Ontology annotation, molecular function: GTPase activity; GTP binding.